GACGCCGCUCUAGUCAAGGGGAGGAAACAACGAUCGCGUACAGCGUCUUGCCUCUCUAGGAAGGAGGGCUCCGUGAUCCAGGCUCCGUGAGGCCAGGACGGCGCGGGAAAUUUUGGCGGGAACGAUUUGCAACUGCUCUGCUGAGGCGCAGAAACUCUGAGGCAGCGGAGCCCGCAUUCUCCCCCAUCCCCGAAAGCGGGAAAGGGGCGAUCGGUGGCGGAGGCUCUGCCGUGACUGAAAGAGGCCUUUGGGCGACGCUGAAGUCGGAGACCAAAUGGAAGCCCAGGGAUCUCCGGGGGCGGGAACAGCAGCAGCAGCCCCCGCUACCCUUCAGGCGAGGAGCGGCGGCCCGAGCGGCCUCCCCGAGGAGCCCCGCAGCUCCGAGGCUGAGCGCUGGCGGCUCCGCAUUUGCGGCUCCCUGGAAGCCGAGGGGCCCCGGGCGCUUUGUAGCCGCCUGCACGGGCUGUGCCGGGGGUGGCUGCGGCCCGAGCGGCGCAGCAAAGCCGAGAUGCUGGACCUGGUGGUGCUGGAGCAGCUGCUGGCCCUGCUGCCCCCGGAGCUGUCGGGCUGGCUGAGGGAGUGCGGGGCGGAGAGCUGCGCCCAGGCGGUGGCCCUGGCCGAAGGCUGCCUCCUCGGCCCCGCAGCCGCCCCGCAGCCCGGAAAGGGGUGGCAGAUUCAGGAGCCAUUCACAAGAGAGAUCUCAGCAGAUUUCUGGGAAAGAGGAAAUCGAUGCACUCAGGAGCUGCUUUUCAGGAGUAUCCAGCUUGGAACACUACAACAGGGCUCUGAUCCCUUUGAGGAGGUCACUGUGGACUUCACAGAAGAGGAGUGGGCACUGCUGGAUUCAGGCCAGAGAGAGUUGUGCAAAGAAGUCUCACUGGAGGCUUUUAGGAUUAUGUCUGCCCUGGAUGAUGGAAUGGAGAAUGAGAAUAAGAAGCAGGAAAGGUUAAUGCCACUGCAAACAAGAAGCUAUGAAAUAGAAAUGAUGUUUGAUCAUCAAGUAAAUUCAAAAAGACAAGAGAGAAGCCACUCAGAAGAUAGAGGACAGGAAUCCUCCACACCUCAUCAUUUCUUUUCGGUUACUUUACCUGAGAAAUUUCAGAUGAAAUACAAGCCACAUAUCAUUGUAAAGUUGGGGAAGGAUUCUAGACUGAACAGAGAAACUAACAUAUACAGAAAAUGUGGAAAGAGCUUCAGAAGUGCGGCUACUCUUAAUGAAUAUGAAAGGAGCCAGGUAGCAGAAAAAUCUUAUAGUUGCGAGGAAUGUGGAAAGGGCUUUGAUUUAAUAGGAAAGCUUAACUUUCAUAAAAAGUUUCACACAGAUGAGAAACUAUAUAAAUGCAAACAGCAUGGAAAGAACUUCUGUUUCAAGAGAAUUCUUCAUUUAUAUAGGAGGAUCCACAGAAGGAAGAAAAAACAUAGCUGCAGGGAGUGCGGAAAGCGAUUCUUUGCGAACACAACUCUUACCAUUCAUCAAAGAAGUCACACAGGGGAGAGACCAUAUAAAUGUCUAGAGUGUGGAAAGAAUUUUAUUUCAAAUGGAAAUCUUAAUUCUCAUAAAAGAAUCCACACAGGGGAGAGACCGUUUAAGUGCAUGGAAUGUGGAAAGCAGUUUAUUAGGAAAGGAUAUCUUACUGAUCAUGAAAGGGCUCACAUAGGAGUGAAACCAUAUAACUGCACAGAGUGCGGAAAGAACUUUAGUUUCAAGCGUAAUCUUAAGCGCCAUGAGAGAAUCCAUAGAGGGGAGAAACAACAUAGCUGCAUGGAGUGUGGAAAAUUUUUCACUGAAAAAAGUUAUCUUUCUGAUCAUGAAAGGGUUCACACAGAAGUGAAACCAUAUAAAUGCACAAAAUGUGGAAAGAACUACCGUUUCAGGUGCAAUCUUAAUCGCCAUGGGAUGAUCCAUAGAAGGGAGGAGUGUGGAAAAGGAUUCUAUGAGAGGACAGACCUUACUAUCCAUCAAAGGAUCCACGCAAGGAAGAAACUGUAUAGUUGUGAGGAAUGUGGAAAGGCCUUUGUUUUAAUAGGAGAACUUGAUUUUCAUAAAAGGAAUCACACAGGUGAGAAAGUAAAUAAUUGCAUAGAGAGUGAAAUGAGUUUCAAUUUCAGGAAUAACCAUGAUAACCUGGAUAACCAUGAGAGGAUCCACAGAAGGGAGAAAAAACAUAGCUGCACGGAGUGUGGAAAGAGAUUUUUUGAGAACACAGCUCUUAUCAUCCAUCAAAGGAGUCACACAGGGGAGAAACCAUAUAAAUGUCUGGAGUGCGGAAAGAGCUUUAUUUCAAAUGGAAAUCUUAAUUCUCAUAAAAGAAUCCAUACAGGGGAGAGACCGUUUAAGUGCAUGGAAUGUGGAAAGCGGUUUAUUCGGAAAGGAUAUCUUACUGAUCAUGAAAGGGUUCACACAGAAGUGAAACCAUAUAAAUGUGCAGAGUGCGGAAAGAGCUUUCGUUUCAAGCGUAAUCUUAAGCGCCAUGAGAGGAUCCAUAGAGGGGAGAAACAACAUAGCUGUGUGGAGUGUGGAAAAUGUUUCACUCAGAAAAGAGAUCUUACUGAUCAUGAAAUGGUUCACACAGGAGUGAAACCAUAUAAAUGCACAGAGUGUGGAAAGAACUACCGUUUCAGGUGCAAUCUUAAUCGCCAUGGGAUGAUCCAUAGAAGGGAGGAGUGUGGAAAAGGAUUCUGUGAGAAGACAGACCUUACUAUCCAUCAAAGGAUCCACGCAAGGAAGAAACUGUAUAGUUGUAAGGAAUGUGGAAAGGCCUUUGUUUUAAUAGGAGAACUUAAUUUUCAUAAAAGGAGUCACACAGAUGAGAAAGUAAAUAAUUGCAUAGAGAGUGAAAGGAGUUUCAAUUUCAGGAGCAGUCUUGAUAACCAUGAGAGGAUCCACAGAAGGGAGAAAAAACAUAGCUGCAGGGAGUGUGGAAAGAGAUUCUUUGAAAUCAGAGAACUUACUAUCCAUCAAAGGAGUCACACAGGGGAGAGACCAUAUAAAUGCCUGGAGUGUGGAAGGAGCUUUAUUUCAAAAGGAAAUCUUAAUUCUCAUAAAAGAAUCCAUACAGGGGAGAGACCAUUUAAGUGCAUGGAGUGUGGAAAGCAGUUUGUUCGGAAAACACAUCUUUCUGAUCAUGAAAGGAUUCACACAGGAGUGAAACCAUAUAAAUGCACAGAGUGUGGAAAGACCUUCCGUUUCAGGGGUAAUCUUAAUAGUCAUGAGAAAAUCCACAGAGGGGAGAAACAACAUAACUGAAUGGCAUGUGGAAAAGGAUAUGAGAGGAGAGACAUUACUAUGCAUCAAAGGAUAUGCACAGGAAAGCUCCUAUAAAUGCUCUGUGUGUACAAGCUUCCAUUUCAAAAGUUCUCUUAGUUCCGAUGAGAGGAUGUACAGACUCCUACAGGGAGUCUGGAAAAGGAUUCUGUGAGAGGAGAGACCUUACUAUAUCCAUUAAGGGAUCCAUAGAGCAGAAAGAUUGUAUAAAUUGGAAGACUAUGGAAAGGGCUUCAGUACAGACUUUGAUGUGGCUCGACAUAAGAGAUCCGCACAAAAUAAACUGGAACAUGGAAAAAGCUUUACUGAGGUGUCAACUUUGAAACGGAUCAGGCAUGUAGCAGCUAUUUUCUCUGUUUCUCAGCUUGGCACACUUUGGGGGAAGGUGGGAACUUUGGAAUACAACAUACAGACAUACAGCAACUUACUAUGUUGUGGGAACCAAGGUUAUCAUAACAGAUGCUGGCCAGAGACUGGAAGAGGUCACAAUGUGACCUAUGACGAGGGAGGAAGCUGUCUAAUCUUUCAUUUUUGAAAGAGUGGGAAAUAACCAGAGCUGGUUUGUUUUUCAACUGUGCUGAAAGGAUGUAUUCAAUAAACCAAUUCUUUGAGAAAGCGAAAAGUCUCAAGACUUGAGUUGCUGAAUUGGUUGGGUUCAUUUCCUGGAACCUUGACAUCCAGAAGGACAAAUUAAGUCCAUACAAUUAGUCCUCUGCUUACAGGUAUUUGUUUAAUGAAUUUUCAAUGUUACAGUGAAAAAAAUGAAAUAAAAUAAAAAAUGUGACUCUUGCAGCAUCCCCAUGAUCAUGUGAUCAAAAUUUAGGCACUUGCCAACUGGCAUGUAUUUAUGAUGGUUGCAGUGCUCUGUGGUCAGCUGAUCUCCAUUUGUAAACUUCCAAAUGUCGAUGGAUAAGGGAGAGUCACUUAACUAUAUGAUUCACUUCAAAACUGCAGUGAUUUGCUUAACUGGCAUAAAUGUUUGCAAACUCGGAUGUGACAAGACUUAACUGUCUUGCUUAGCAAGGGGAAUGUUGGGCUGAAUUGUCAUAAAUUGAGAACUACCUGUAUUACUGCCCUUCCUGAUGAAAUAUCAAAAGAAUUGAUUCCAUUAAAAGAUUUGUUCUGUUUGUUCCCUAUGAGCAAAUUAAGUUCCUCUGCAGAAAUGUCAAACCUUUACAUCUAAACUUUUAGCCAGGGAGUUUGAAUCAGGGUAAGAGAUGUCUCCAUUUUUCCCUGCUCUAUGUACUAAUUGGCAAGUAAAUCACAUUAUUGCAUUUGAUUUCAUUAUUAUGCAGAAAUAUUCCAAUGCCCCAAUUUAUAUUCAGAUGAUAUUAAUUGCCCAAAUGUAUUGUUCCUACUGCAUUUGUUUUAAUCCAGAUAAUUAGGAAAUAUUUGGAGAUGUUAAAAUGCAGGCUUUCGGAGGGCAAAUAGUUGAAAGUAUCAGCAUUAGCAAUUUUAAAAAUGUCUUGGCCUUGACAUAUAACACUGUAUGCAGAAGACUAGUUCAAAGUUUGUAGUGGACUUGUGGCAGUCAUACUUUUUAAUCUUUACCAAAAUCCUGAAAAGGAAUUUGCACUGUUUCUUGGCUGUGGAUAGCAGAGAUUCAUCUGGUCUCACCAUAAGAAAUUAAAUUAUAAAGUUAAAUAGUCUUUCAAGAAUAAUUAUAAAACAAGGAGAGUGGUUAGUUCUCACAUGCAAAUAUACAGUAAAUUAUAAGACAUAAUUUUGCUGCAUUUUGUUGUAAAUUGUUGCGAAGGCCCGAAGGCUGAAGAUGAUUGAUCAGACUUUAUAGCAAACAAUGUCCAGAAUCAACAGCACUUUACUGAACAUUAGACAAAGUUUAUAUAGUUUCUUAGUUUCUCAUUUCUCACCUAACAUACGUGUUACUUCAUUAUUGGUUAAUUAAUCUCCAAGGCACAAUAAUUGGUUAGUAAUUACAUCAUUGGCUUUUCGUGUGAAUAUGCGUUUAUGCUAGAAAGCAAAUGCAACAGUGUUCAAGGGCUACAACUUUGUUUCAUCCUGUAUUCUUGUAUAUGCUGGCUACCCACAUUCCAAAAUGUAUACAUGAUGAACAACAAAAUGUUAACCCUUCACAAACCCUUCAGUAAGUCAGUUUUAACAUCCUUAUUUAUAAAUGACACCUCAAAGAGCCAUAAACUGCUUUGGUUAAAUUUUUUCUCUGAAAAUAUAAUAUUGCAAAAUAAGCUGUCAUUAGAUCAUUUAUUAGAGCAUAGGCAGUCUGCAUAUACAUUAAUGAACGCUUUCUGGAAUUUUCAUUAAGGCUGAGUUUCAUAAGUUAGAAUAGUUAUCUCCUCAAGUACGGCUGGAAUAUUUUCAAGAAACUUUACUUGUCAUUAUUACUACAUUUGUAUUCCUUACACUUUGAUGUUGUCUUACAGAAUGUAUUCAGGUCUUGAUUAGUUAGAAAAACAGUUGGAUUUACUUUCCUUUGUGGUGCAUCUCUUAGUUUCAACAGCAAACUCACAAGUACCCUGUCUUGGUACAAGUACCCUGUUUUGGUUUUUUUGUCCUCUUUUUAGAUUGUUGAUUGUCAUAUUGCAGAAAAUGUUGGAUAACCUGACUGAGAUGGUGUAGGGUUUCCUGCCUGGGCAGGGGGUUUGACUAGAAGGCCUCCAAGGUCCCUUCCAACUCUGUUGUUAUAUUAUAUUGCAACUUUAACCUGGAAGGGAGGUGUAAGCAGUUAGCUACAAACCCUGGCGCCAGGGGUGAAAUCCAACAGGUUCUGAUAGGUUCUGGAGAACUGGUAGCGGAAAU
Molecule: messenger RNA, 6040 nt
Organism: Ahaetulla prasina
Lineage: Eukaryota; Metazoa; Chordata; Lepidosauria; Squamata; Colubridae
Product: zinc finger protein 493-like
Exons: 4
Coding region: 275-3247 (990 amino acids)
Biological process (GO): regulation of DNA-templated transcription
Source: RefSeq, a predicted model, not a curated record